CAUUUCAUUCAGGCAGUUAAACUUUUGUCUCCAGAGUUCCAACCUUCUAUAUAGCAGCUUAUACGGUUUCUUCCCCCGGAUUGUCAAAUUUUGAUGUUUUCUGCUACAUUUCCUGUUACUGUUAAGGACUUCAAAGACAGAUACCUAAAACUACCUUAUAUUAUAAAUCUUAUGGAUGAGCUGACCCUGAAGGGUAUUACGCAGUAUUAUGCUUUUGUGGAAGAAAGACAGAAAGUCCACUGCCUAAACACUCUUUUCUCUAAGCUGCAAAUAAACCAAUCAAUCAUUUUCUGUAACUCGGUGAAUCGGGUGGAACUGUUGGCCAAGAAAAUUACAGAGCUUGGAUACUCGUGCUUUUAUAUCCAUGCGAAGAUGCUCCUGGACCAUCGAAAUAGAGUAUUUCAUGAUUUUCGCAAUGGCGCUUGCAGGAACCUUGUUUGUACUGAUCUUUUCACAAGGGGUAUAGAUAUCCAAGCGGUGAAUGUUGUUAUAAACUUCGACUUUCCCAAGAACUCGGAAACAUACCUCCACAGGGUUGGUCGAUCGGGAAGGUUUGGUCAUCUUGGAUUGCCAGUGAAUUUGAUCACAUAUGAGGACCGCUUUAACUUGUAUAGGAUUGAACAAGAACUUGGGACUGAAAUUAAGCAAAUUCCUCCUCAUAUUGAUCAGGCUAUUUACUGUCGUUGAAUUUUUUAGCCUACGGUGGUAACAAUGGUGA
Messenger RNA from Hibiscus syriacus, 718 nucleotides. Its product is annotated as DEAD-box ATP-dependent RNA helicase 8. The transcript is spliced from 5 exons. NCBI's taxonomy places the organism in Eukaryota, Viridiplantae, Streptophyta, Magnoliopsida, Malvales, Malvaceae. Gene Ontology annotation, molecular function: mRNA binding. Gene Ontology annotation, biological process: P-body assembly; cytoplasmic stress granule assembly. Bases 94 to 687 code for a protein of 197 amino acids. Gene Ontology annotation, cellular component: cytoplasmic stress granule; P-body. The record is from RefSeq and is a predicted model, not a curated record.